AGUACAAAACAAAUUGGAUAAAAACUGCUUGAUAAUUGACACUUCCUUGUCACCGAUAACCCUCAAAACAUUCAGAAUUUUAGAGUGAAGAAUACUACGCACAUCUAGUCAAAAUAAUGGUCUAAAACACCGAGCUACAAAGCCGAAAAUGACAUUUUAUGAUAGCGAAAUGGUGAUUCCUGAUCUUCCGAGAUAUGAAGACGUUUUGAACGACUGUCCAGCAUUUCAACAGUCUCUGAAAUACUGGAGUAAUAAAGCUGGAGAGGUUUCUCCAGUUUUAUCUAAACUUGCAAGUGAUGUUGAGGCAUAUCAUGAUUCUGGCUCAAGACAUCAACAGUGUGGGCUUAAAUUGAGUGAUUCAUUGAACAAUGUUCUCAAGGUUUUUCAAGAUGAUCCAAAGAUAUGCGAGCCAAUAGCAAAGUUCUCUGAUGUUCUUCAAAGAAUUGAAUGUUACCGUGAUAUGCUAUUAAAUCAAACCCAUCUUUUAAUGUGGGAGCCAUUGGUCAAAUUGAGUCAAGAAUAUGAAAGAGCAAAAGAACUUAAUGCUGAAAUGAUAAAAGCAAGAGAAGUCAUGCACCUUGCUUGGGAGAAGUUCUCAAGCUGUCCUCAUGUCAACAACAUUCAAGAGCCUGGCUUACUGGACAAGCUGGCCCAUACAGUGUUUCAUACAAGACAACAUUACCAGAAAGUGUUAUUAAAAUAUGUUACUACUUUGAAGGAGAUUCACACUCUUAAAAAGGUUAUAGUAUUGCAAAAGGUUCUUGAGCAUAUGCUUGCACAGUUUUCAUUCUUCAAUUUUGGAUACCAGACAUUAAAAGAUGUGGAACCCUACAUGAAUGAAUUGUUCCAAGAAUUACAAGAAAAACAAGCAUCUAUAGAGACAUUACUAAAGACUGAAUUAGAAACUCAGCACACUUUGGAACGAGAAGUUGCAGUGCAGCAGCAAAGAGAUGCCCAGGCAUUUGGAGAACCUCAAACACCACUUAGUGCUGUUAAUAUGAACACACAAGCUGGCAAGCUUCUGAACAAAAUUGGCGAUUUAUUUCAAUCCACCGGCCUCACAGGGAAUCGCAAAUCUGCCAGAGGAGUUUCUUCUGCUGAUCAAGAAUGGGAAUUUAUCGACCCUCAAAAGUCGUCAUCCAGAGAGAGGUUGGAUGAAGAUCGACCAGAUAGACCAUCAUCAUUGCAAAACACGCCAGAGAAAAAGUCUACAAAGGCUAACGACAAAAGUACUCAUACUGCAAAGAAAGACGCUGCAUUGGAAAAAGAAGAAAACCAGGAGAAGGUCAUCGAUAUUGUACCUCAAGAUCUCAUUAGUCCUACAGCCGAUGAAAAAGAAACUCUUUCAGAGAAUCUAUUACCUGCACCUCUGGCUAGUCUAAAGAGUUUGGCCAAACCAUCACCACCAGUGAACGAGUAUAAAAAUUGUAAAUCAGGUUAUCUUAGAAUACGACAGAAGGGGUUUCCAAAGAGUAAAUGGCCACUCCUGUAUUUCAUUGUGGAUAAGAAAAAUGGUUGUUUAUUGGCCCAAGGACAAGAGCAGUCCCAACCAUCAACCUUAGAAAACCUUAUCUUAUGUACCGUGAAAAUCUGUGACGCUGGAGACGUAGACAGAAACUUUUGUUUUCAGCUUAUUUCAACGACCAGUGAGAGAGUGUUCCAGGCCAUGACCGAACAGGAGCUUCAGGGAUGGGUUUCUGCACUUCAGGAAGCAACUGCAGAUGCAUUACGGAAUUCCAAAGCAAAAUUACAGUCUCUCGCCAGGUCCAAUUUAGCAAGUAAUGCAGGACCUGUUAAGGAAGCCAGGUCUCUGGUUCUAAAUGCUGCAGAGAGAAUAAGAAAAGUCGACGGCAACAAAUACUGUGCCGAUUGCUCUUCCCCAAGGCCAGACUGGGCGAGUAUUAAUCUUGGUAUUACAGUUUGUAUCGAGUGUUCGGGAGUUCAUCGUAGUAUGGGGGUCCAUGUAUCAAAAGUACGAUCACUUACACUUGAUAAAUGGGAGGAUACGACGGUAGAGUUUAUGGAAGCCAUGGGAAACACUAAAUCRAACAUGRUCUUUGAAGGAGACUUGGGCGAUUACGUCAAACCUACAAGAGAUUCUUCUAAGGAAGAACGCCAAACCUUUAUCAGACUAAARUACGUUGACCAGAAGUUCUAUAAACAGCCUGCUUCGCCGGACCUGGACCCAGAAAUAGCUGACGUCAUGGCGAGAAGGCCUGGAGAGAGUGAACAGGAUUUGUUUGAUUUGUCAGGAGAGAUCUAUGACGAGGACGAACGAGACUUGAUGGGAUCCAGUCCCCUGUGUCUCGUCCAAGGUUGUGAGGAGUGUAAAACUCAUUCCUGCCACGACAAGUCUCAUGGUGGUCCUCAGCUGGUAGUGAGUGAUUCCGGCGAAGACGACGUGGACGAACCUGAGAGUCAAUGUUAGCCUUAUCAAAGACAUUAGUGCGGUACGCGCAAUCUGUGUUUUUAGGGGAUUUAAAGGGCCGAACCAUGAACACUUGCGCGCUUUUGUUUAUGUUUUGAAAAUUGAAAUUUGUCAUGAUAUCAACUAAUUUCUGUCACUAAAACCUGACCAACAUCUAAAAUAGUCAUUCGUGUGUAUUAUAGCAUACUACAUAUGUUAAAUAGCAUGAAAAGCAACAAUUACUUACAUGGAAAAUUGUGAUCCGAAUACAUCAUACUAUAGGUAAAUGAUUAUUUUAGAUGUUAGUCAAGUUUAACAUUGAUUUGUUCAAAAUAGCCAAAAUUUCCAAAAAAACGGCCGCCAUCUUGGAUUUUAGAAUAUGGACAGAGGGUAGUCUGGGCCCUAAUUUAAUCAAAAUCAAAUUAUCUCAUACAAUGGUCAACUAAUGACAUUGUCUACAAUUAGUAGUGUGGGUCCUUAUUCAAAUUCGCUACUGGGACAUCAGUCACAAUUAUAUGUAACCUUUCAAUUUCAAUUUUUCAAUUGGUAAGUUGAAUAUUUUAAUCAAAUUAGAGAUAUUGGCCACGGAAGCUGAUAUGAUGUACAAUAUGGAGUUCACUAAAAAAAAUAUUUAUUUGCUAUAUGAGGGUAAUGUAAUUGAGUAUAAACGCUAAAACUGUGCGAUAUGAGUAGUAGAAUACAUGCACUAAAUCCGUGAAAUAAAUAUUACUUAUUACUACUAAAUAGUGUUUAGAGUGAAGUCAUCAAACCCGUGAAACAAAAUUGACUUUUAAAGUGUGGUAGUCCAAUAGACACAAAAGAAAACAAUGAAAUCAGAUCGUGCUAAGUGAGAGGAGACGCCGAGCGUCUGUCAUGGACAGUAGCUGAAAAUCCUGAUAACAAUAUUAGCGGAUAAAAAUCUCUCCUUUCUUGUGGCAGGGCCUAAAAUAUUGCCAAACAUUGCACACUUUUAAUGUCUGUGCUUAGUGAUGUGGGGUUUCAACUUGUAUAAAUCAAUUUAAAGCUAUAUUUUAAAUGGUUAAAAUAAAAAUAUUCGCAACGUCA
This is a messenger RNA of Exaiptasia diaphana, 3472 nucleotides long. Its product is annotated as arf-GAP with coiled-coil, ANK repeat and PH domain-containing protein 2. Gene Ontology annotation, cellular component: cytoplasm. The record is from RefSeq and is a predicted model, not a curated record. Gene Ontology annotation, molecular function: GTPase activator activity; protein binding. Lineage: Eukaryota; Metazoa; Cnidaria; Anthozoa; Actiniaria; Aiptasiidae. The transcript has 21 exons. Bases 149 to 2428 code for a protein of 759 amino acids.